This is a messenger RNA of Ziziphus jujuba (common jujube), 1033 nucleotides long. Its product is annotated as pathogenesis-related protein PR-4-like. Gene Ontology annotation, biological process: defense response to bacterium; defense response to fungus. Lineage: Eukaryota; Viridiplantae; Streptophyta; Magnoliopsida; Rosales; Rhamnaceae. Gene Ontology annotation, molecular function: RNA nuclease activity. The coding region runs from base 328 to 765 and encodes 145 amino acids. The record is from RefSeq and is a predicted model, not a curated record. The transcript has 2 exons.
UCUCCCUCUCUAUAUCUCUCCUCCCCCUUCUCGACAUUGCGUGAGUGCGUGUCUCCGUGCUACAACAGCCAAGUGCUAUGUUUCUCUGUCUGCUCUGCCACACACACCCAACAAAACACAUGUUUGAUAAUGUAUCAGUCUAAGGUAGUGGGAAAAUUGGAGAGUUUCAUUUCCAUGGCCUACUUUUCCAACAAUAAAGGUUAGUCUAGUAAUUGUAAUAAGGUCCUCCUUAAUCUCUCUCCUUUAUAAAUUCAACCCAUUUCUGCCACCACUUACAUUCUCAGCCACUUCAAAAAAUAAAACCAGAUAAGCAGAAAAACAGAGAAGAUGCAGGGGAAGAUCGUAAUGAGCUUUUUGAUGGUACUGCUGCUAAUUACCUGCUUGGUGGGUAGUGGGACUGCAAACAGAGCGAAUCGUGUGAGAGCAACUUACCAUUUGUACAAUCCAGAGAAUAUCGGAUACGAUUUGUCGGAGGCUAAUGCCUUCUGUGCCACAUGGGACGCAGACAAGCCCUUGGAAUGGCGUUGCAAAUAUGGUUGGACCGCUUUCUGUGGACCUGCUGGUCCUCGUGGCCAGGCUGCUUGUGGCAAAUGCUUGAGGGUAACGAACACAGCGACAGGAGCUCGAGCAACAGUGAGAAUUGUGGACCAAUGCAACAAUGGUGGGCUUGACUUGGAUGUUAAUGUCUUUAACGAGAUUGACACCGAUGGUAGAGGCCAGGAUCAAGGCCAUCUUAUGGUCAGCUAUCGGUUUGUCAGCUGCUAAGAGACUAUGUAAUAUCCAUGCAAUAUAAAAAGUAUAAUAAAUAAGCGAACGGACUCGCCGUGGAGCUCAAGUGGCAGAGGUUCCACAUUCCAGCCUGCGUGUGCUCGGGACCGAGUCUUGGGGUGGGGGCCCAACCAUAGCCACACUAGCAAAAUAAAUAAAUAAAUAAAUAAAUAUUGCCCUCUUCUUAGAAUCUUAUAGAAGUGUUUGCUUUAAAUGCACACUUUUGACUAUUUGGGAGAAAUAAAUGAUAUUUUAAUUACAUGAA